AUGGGAGACAUGACAGAAGUUUUAGAAACAUUACCUUCUUACAAACAAUACACCGAAUUCAGCAAUGAUAUUGAUAAUGAUUUGAGUGAAUAUAGUAAUUAUUGCGAUGUAAUAAAAUCUCAUUUUGCAGAAUACCCAGGACUUGAAACAGUUUGCAAGAAAUUUGCAAGAAAUUUUACAUCCAUUUCUACUGUAUUUUUACACGAUAAAAACAAGGAUAAACGCUGUGAUUAUUUGAAUUAUUGGGUUUAUGACCAAAUAAUUAACAUUAUUAAGGGAAAAAGUGACCAUAUUUAUUAUAAAGCUUUUCCUAAAAUUCUUACUGUUUGGAACAAUAUGGAAAGCAGGGGAUAUUUUACAAAUAAAUGUAAUAGGGAUAAUAUUCUUCUUCAUGUUCCAGUAACAGAUAUUGUAAAGUGGAAGGAUUUACAUGAUUACUGUGAAGAUUUUGAAACUAUUAAACGUGAAAUUACUACGUUAGAUAAUGGAUGCAAUGAAUACUGUAAUUUCUUGUUAUCUAAGGUUGAUCUAUUUAAGCAUUUUGACGGUAUUUGUCCUAAUGCGAAUACAAGUAAAUGCCCAAAAUUUUUUGAAACAUGCAAAGAGUGCAAUCCUGAAACCUUAUUUAAAAAAUUAAAUUGUAAGGAGCAAACAGAAUGUAAUGCAACACCGAUAGUGCCAAGUACAAGGAUGGAAGUAGGAGGACAAACAUUACCAAAAGAACAUAUAUUACAAGGACAUGUAUCACAAGAACUAACAUCGCAGGAAGAUGGACGAGAAACUCCCAUAACGGGAGAGGACAAUUCAGCACCUUUCAAAUUUGAACUUUCUUCUUAUAACAGCAAUUUAAUCCUUGCUUCUCCACUCUUUGGAGCUUUGUCCUUUUUGUUUUUUUAUAAAUUUACGCCAUUAGGAACCUGGGUAGACACUAAUAUACUAAGAAAGAAAAAAAAUAUAGCACAUAAUUUUGAUGAAAACAUGAUGAGAGAAUUAUUUGAACAUCAAAAUGAACGCUUAGACAUCGAUUUACAAAACAGAAGAUAUAAUUUAAUAUAUAAUCCGAGUUUAAAUCUUUGA
Molecule: messenger RNA, 1077 nt
Organism: Plasmodium vivax (malaria parasite P. vivax)
Lineage: Eukaryota; Apicomplexa; Aconoidasida; Haemosporida; Plasmodiidae
Product: variable surface protein Vir4-related
Exons: 3
Coding region: 1-1077 (358 amino acids)
Source: RefSeq, a predicted model, not a curated record